AUGAAGAAUGAAUUUUCAGUAUUGGCGACUCGAAAAGACGAAGAUUUUCGGCGCCGACGCAGUGAAAAACCAUGCUUGAAGAUAGCCAGGCAUAAUAGAGACACAUCUCUGGUUAUUGAAGUAUUCCUGAAGUGCCCAUUCAUAUAUUGUUCUACACACUUUGGUAAAGCGAAAACUAAUUGCUUCUGUUGUUUUUCUGAAUCUUUUCCAGAUGAUCUUAUCGCCGAUGAUUUGUUACAAGGCGACUACGAAGGUUUGGAUAAAAGGGAUUCUUCUGAUGUAGAUCGUCGUGCUGUUCGUUAUGAUAAAUUGAGCCGAUUUUUACGAAUCAAUAACCGAGGAAAAAGUAAGUCACACAAGAACAGCUGCUCCAAAUGGCAAAUGGCGUGCACGACCAGCUCGAAGAGACCCGACGCUCGUUGCUGUUCAGGCCUUGUCUGUAAAUGUAACAUCUGGGGCGCGAACUGCCGGUGUGAUGAUACUCUUGGAUAGAUUUUCAUUCGUCAACUUGUUGUCACGUGAUAAGAAGUCUGCAGCGGCAAACGAUGGUACAAUAUCAGAACAGUUUAGUUUACUUGAAAAGACAAGUCUUCUUCAGUAACACACAAACAAACAAAA
Molecule: messenger RNA, 618 nt
Organism: Octopus sinensis (East Asian common octopus)
Lineage: Eukaryota; Metazoa; Mollusca; Cephalopoda; Octopoda; Octopodidae
Exons: 4
Coding region: 1-492 (163 amino acids)
Cellular component (GO): extracellular region
Molecular function (GO): ion channel inhibitor activity
Source: RefSeq, a predicted model, not a curated record